Messenger RNA from Meloidogyne enterolobii, 267 nucleotides. Lineage: Eukaryota; Metazoa; Nematoda; Chromadorea; Rhabditida; Meloidogynidae. The record is from the annotation of a GenBank genome assembly.
AUGAAAGAUUCCGAAUGGAAUAAUCUUUACUGGAAGAUUACUAACGAUCUUAUUGAAGAAAAAUUAUUUUCUUUUGAUAAAACACUAUAUGGAGAUGUUGAUUUUGAAGGAAACGAAGAAGAAAUGGAUAAAUUAAUUGAAGAAGAAGGGGUAUAUCAUUGUAUUCAUUAUAUUAUGAAGAACAGAGACUAUACAGUUGCGGAAUUAUUAUCCUAUAAUAAGGUGAGAGAUCUACGGAAAUUUGGAAAUUUUUUGUUAGAUUCGUGA